UCUCCGCAUAUUAUCGCCGACCUUCUUCAAUCCCGCAUAUUUAAUCCCACCUUUGAGUCAUCUUCAUAUUUCUUUGGCUGUAUUUGGUCUGGAAGUCAAUAUUGGGAGGUUUGAAGCCCUCUUGAUAAGGGUUUUAUUGAUACUGGCUUGGAGGUCAGGAUCAGUGAGUCAUUGGGAUCACGGUCAUAGUCCGACCUGAUAAGAGCUUGCGAAAAAUUGUCUACCAGACACUCGAACUACUCUGCUCUUCACCACACCAAACUGGGAUCGGAAGAAGCGCUCGCAAACAGACUGCUCUUUGGGAAGGUGUGCUCGAAUCAGGAAGACCGCAAGAAUCUCGCCAGAGAGAGUCUGAAGCUCAACAGAACCACAUCAUUCCUGAAGACCAGCUUCCAUUUCAGGUUGUGCCGUCUUUCAAUUACCACCAUGACGACCUCACAUUUCUCACCAACCCGGUCCAUGGUCCGGACCUUCAUCCGCCACUACUCAGCACCCGUUGACUCGUCCAUUCCAGCAUCCAAACAAAAGUACAUUCCCCACUCCGGUACAUACCCGCAAGGCUUCAAAGUCUCAGGCACACACGUUGGCGUCAAACCCUCCAACAAAUCCCAACCAGAUCUCGCUUUUAUCACAUCCGACCGCCCAGGCUUCGCCGCCGCCGUCUUCACCACCAACAAGUUUCAGGCUGCCCCAGUGCAAGUCAGUAAAGCUGUACUCGAGACCCGUGGUGGUGCCGGCGUCCGCAGCAUUAUCAUCAACUCAGGCUGCGCCAAUGCAGUGACCGGCACAGGAGGCCUCGAAGAUGCCCGCGCCAUGUCUGAAACAGCAACCGCGCAAUUCCAGCAGUCUUCCCAGCCAGAAGACCGUCACGGUGCAAACAGUCUAGUCAUGUCGACCGGCGUAAUCGGCCAGCGCCUACCCAUCAAGAAGAUCCUGUCCAAAAUUUCCACAGCCUACCACAACCUCGCCGACGAUCACAAUGCGUGGCUGACCACAGCAAAAGCUAUCUGCACAACCGACACGUUCCCCAAACUCCUCUCAACGACAUUCACCCUGCCCUCCACGCACCACCAGGGCGUCGAGUACCGCCUCGCUGGAAUGACCAAGGGCGCCGGCAUGAUCCAUCCUAACAUGGCGACACUGCUGGGCAUAUUGUGCACCGAUGCACCUAUCAGCGCCCCUGCACUCAAAUCACUCCUCACAAACGCUGUAAACCGAUCAUUCAACUCGAUCUCAAUCGAUGGCGAUACUUCGACAAACGACACUGUAGCUAUGCUGGCGAACGGCGCCGCUUCUGCUGAAGAUGCACCGCCUAUACACGAUGAUUCCAAGAACGAAGACUAUCAAGCCAUGUCUGCUGUGCUGACAGACUUCUCCCAGCGCCUCUCUCAGCUCGUUGUGCGCGACGGCGAAGGAGCAACUAAAUUCGUGCAAGUCACUGUGCGCAAUGCGCCGACCCACGCGGAUGCAAAAGCUAUUGCCAGCACGAUCGCUAGGUCCCCCUUGGUCAAGACGGCGCUGUACGGCAAAGACGCGAAUUGGGGUCGGAUUCUGUGCGCGAUAGGGUACACUCCGAAUAUCAGUCCCGAGGCGGUAGUCCCGACGAAGACGAAUGUCAGCUUUGUUCCGGCGCCGAACUCAAAGACCAAGGAUGAAGGUGUAUUGAAGCUCCUUGUAGAUGGUGAGCCUGAGAGCGUGGAUGAGGAGCGUGCGGCCAGGUUACUUGAAGAUGAGGAUCUGGAGAUUGAAGUCGAUCUGGGGACGGGCAAGGAAGAGGCGAAAUAUUGGUUCUGCGAUUUCAGUCAUGAGUAUGUGACUAUCAACGGAGACUAUAGGACGUAAAUAUCAGACAGACCAGAGAAAAGACGUGGAAUAUGAGAAUAUGCGAUGACUCUUAUAUUCUUGAUACUGGCGCUGUCUCAGUCCUUGUAGAGUCUCACAUAUUUCUACUAUACAAUAUUUCCUCCUAGCCUCACAAUUCUUCCCAACUUAGAUCCUUGCUAUGCAUCAUAAAAGCAAUGCUUUUGUGUUCAUAAACAUAUCAUCCCCCAACAACCUGUUCUAGAUGCUGAUGUCUACUAGGC
This is a messenger RNA of Exophiala viscosa, 2084 nucleotides long. Its product is annotated as arginine biosynthesis ArgJ, mitochondrial. Gene Ontology annotation, biological process: L-ornithine biosynthetic process; L-arginine biosynthetic process. The record is from RefSeq and is a predicted model, not a curated record. Gene Ontology annotation, molecular function: L-glutamate N-acetyltransferase activity, acting on acetyl-CoA as donor; L-glutamate N-acetyltransferase activity, acting on acetyl-L-ornithine as donor. The coding region runs from base 427 to 1842 and encodes 471 amino acids. Gene Ontology annotation, cellular component: mitochondrial matrix. The transcript has a single exon. NCBI's taxonomy places the organism in Eukaryota, Fungi, Ascomycota, Eurotiomycetes, Chaetothyriales, Herpotrichiellaceae.